GGGGUUGGUGGCCUUGCCCCCCAGCCCUAGCGUCCAGUUCCGCGGCUGGGCAGCUCCACCCCUUCCCAAUUCCUUUGGGCCCCUGGGCGCUGGGCCGAGAGUUCCUCCCCCGUCCUCCCGGGUGUGGGGGCCGGGGACUGCAGCUCCCAGCCCACCCCAGCCACCCGCAGCCCCGGGAGGGUGUGAUGGGCCGGGCGGGAGGCGGGUCACGAAGGCUGGCACCGCUGACCUCCAGCAGGGAGUGGGGAGUGGCAGGCGGGCAGCUGCUCAGGCCCCUGGGCAAAGAGGCCCGGCUGUGGCUGGUCCUGGGCACUGGGCGCUGCGCUCAGCAGACUCGCUGCCUGAAAGGCCGCACCCUGCCCCUCCCUGGCCUGGCUCAGGGCUCAGGAAUGGUGCACCCGGAAACUCACCGGACCUGCCCCGCCUGAAGUAGGGUGCCAGGGCGCCGCGUGCCCGCCAAAGUCAGUCCUGGCCAGUGCCCAGGGGUGCCUCCCACCGUCGCCAGGGCCCGGCUGGGAGGCCGAGUGGGGACCGCUCCCUUCGCUCCCUUCGCAGCAGAUGGACAGCGGGCGGCUCCGGCGGCUCUGAGCGACUCCAAGGCGCAGCCUGGCAGCGCGUGGGCGGCAGCCAUGGCCUCUGUCCUCGAUGCCCCUGAGACCCCCGAGGACCAGGGCCGGGAGCCCAGCCCCUACGACGAGAGCGAGAUGCACCAGUCCUUCCACCUGCUCAUCCAGGAGCAGAGCCAGGGGGCUGUGGAGGAGGGGCUGGAGCUGCAGCCCCAGGGGCCGGGGGCCGGAGCCGGAGCCGCGGGGGCCUCAGCCGGCAACCAGCAGGCCCUGCUGGGGCCCGAGGGCGCCACUGCGCACAGCAUGGCCACGCUCCGCAUCCUGGCCAGCAUGCCCAGCCGCACCAUCGGCCGCAGCCGUGGCGCCGUCAUCUCGCAGUACUACAACCGCACGGUGCGGCUGCGGCGCAGGGCCAGCCGGCCGCAGCUCCGGGGCCUGGGGCGCUCGGCCCGGCCCAGCCUCCGCCUGUACGACCUGGAGCUGGACUCCACGGCCCUCGCCGAGGAGGAAAAGCGGGUGCUCCUGGUGAAGGAGCUGCAGGGCCUGCCGGUGGCCCAGCGGGACCACGUGCUCCGGGGGAUGCCCCUCAGCCUGGCCGAGAAGCGCCGCCUGCGAGAGGAGAUGCGGUCCCCGAGCAGGAGGCCGCGGGGCCGCCCCGGGCUCCUGGGCUGCUGCAGCCGCCUCCGAUACGCCUGCGCGCUGGCCUCGCACGACCUGGGGCUGGGGCUGCUGUCGGGGCUGCAGGCCCUGGUGCCCUGGCACUACGCCCUGAAGCGCAUCGGGGGCCAGUUCGGCUCCAGCGUGCUGUCCUACUUCCUGUUCCUCAAGACCCUGCUGGCCUUCAACGCGCUGCUGCUGCUCCCCCUGCUGGCCCUCCUCGUGGGCGUGCAGGCCGCCUUCCCGCCCGCCCCCCAGGGCCCCGCCCCCACCUUCACUGGCCUGGAGCUCCUCACCGGAGGGGGCCGCUUCACGGACACCGUCAUGUACUACGGCUACUACAGCAACGCCACCCUGAACCAGCCGUGUGCCGACCCACCCGACGGCGGCCAGUGCACCCCCGAGGCAGCCAGCCUGCCCUACAACAUGCCCCUGGCCUACCUCUUCACCAUGGGCACAGCCUUCUUCAUCACCUGCUUCACCCUGGUCUACAGCAUGUCCCACUCUUUCGGGGAGAGCUACCGGGUGGGCAGCGCCUUGGGGGCCCAUGCCAUCACUGUCUUCUGCUCCUGGGACCACAAGGUGACUCAGAAACGGGCCUCCCGCCUCCAGUGUGACAACAUCCGGACCCAGCUGAAGGAGCUGCUGGCCGAGUGGCAGCUGCGGCGUGGCCACCGGAGCGCGUGCGGGAGGCUGCGCCGGGCGGCCGUGCUGGCGUUCGUGUGGCUGCUGUGUCUGGGCAUCACGCUGGGCUGCACCGUGGCCGUCUACACCUUCUCCGAGCACAUGAUCGAGCAGAGCCCUGUGCCUGCUGACCGGGAGGGGGCGCUGCUGGCCCUGCCCCUGGUGGUCUGCCUCCUCAACCUGGGGGCCCCCUACCUGUACCGCGGUCUGGCCGCCCUGGAGCGGCACGACUCCCCGGUGCUGGAGGUGUACGUGGCCGUUUGCAGGAACCUCAUCCUCAAGAUGGUCACCUUGGGGAUCCUCUGCUACCACUGGCUGGGCCGCAGGGUGGCCGCGCUGCAGGACCAGUGCUGGGAGAACUUCGUGGGCCAGGAGCUGUACCGCCUCAUGGUGCUGGACUUCAUCUUCACGCUGCUGGACACGCUCUGCGGGGAGCUGCUGUGGAGGCUCAUCUCCGAGCGGAGGCUGGGACGGGGCAAGCCCGAGUUCGACAUCGCCCGGAACGUGCUGGAGCUGAUUUACGGGCAGACCCUGACCUGGCUGGGCGCCCUCUUCUCGCCCCUCCUGCCGGCCGUGCAGAUCAUCAAGCUGCUGCUGCUCUUCUACGUGAAGAAGACCAGCCUGCUGGCCAACUGCCAGGCGCCCCGCAGGCCCUGGCUGGCCUCCCACAUGCGCACCGUCUUCAUCUCGCUGCUCUGCUUCCCCUGCUUCCUGGGGGCCGCCAUCUUCCUCUGCUACGCCGUCUGGCAGGUGAAGCCCUCAAGCCUCUGCGGGCCCUUCCGGAGCCUGGACAGCAUGUACGAGGCGGGCAAAGUGUGGGUGCGGCGCCUGGAGAGGGCCGGCCCCCGGGUCUCCUGGCUGCCCUGGGUGCACCGCUACCUGGUGGAGAACACUUUCCCUGUCUACCUGCUAUCAGCCCUGCUGCUGGCUGUCAUCUACCUCAACAUCCAGGUGGUGAAGGGCCAGCGGAAGGUCAUCCGCCUCCUCAAGGAGCAGAUCAGCAAUGAGGGGGAAGACAAAAUCUUCCUGAUCAACAAGCUUCACUCGGUCUACGAGAGGAAGGAGAGGAGCGGGGCUGGCAGAACCCAGGAGGGAGCGGCGCCCCCGGCCCGGCCUGCAGACCAUCGGGCAGCCUAGCAGGACCAGGACGGGCCUGGCAGCCCUGCACCUGCUCACCCACCGGGCUCAGUUCCCACGGCUCUGCAGACCCCGACGCACCCGACACUGUGUGGCCCCUCAGGCGGCCCUGCUGGGACCCCGGGAAGGUGACGGGACUCACAGCCCAUCCAGGGCUGGAGCUGGAGGGUGGCCGAGGGGCUGCGGCGCCCCCAGAGGACCCUGGCCUGCCUGGGCCUCUAUUUAUUCUGAUUAAAUAUGUUUUGCAAAACGG
Myotis daubentonii (Daubenton's bat) is the source of this 3297-nucleotide messenger RNA. RefSeq names its product transmembrane channel like 6 (gene TMC6). NCBI's taxonomy places the organism in Eukaryota, Metazoa, Chordata, Mammalia, Chiroptera, Vespertilionidae. The coding region runs from base 630 to 3044 and encodes 804 amino acids. Gene Ontology annotation, molecular function: mechanosensitive monoatomic ion channel activity. The record is from RefSeq and is a predicted model, not a curated record. The transcript is spliced from 21 exons. Gene Ontology annotation, cellular component: plasma membrane.